GUGGGAGAGGUGCUCCAGCCCUAUAACCACAAAGCCUGCACUCUAGACAGGUGCUUCUGAUGGAGAGAAGUCUGGCUUUGGUCUUUGCCCCCUGGUUUGGGGCUGUUAGACAGCAGUUGUUGGUGUCUUGAGGCUGCAGGGGUUGUCCAGCUUUGACUUCCAGCCCUCGGAGUCUUCUUGUCUGUCAUUCUGAAGACUCCUUUGCUGAGGACCUUUUUUUCCUUUAAUUAUCAUUUGUAGGUGUGUCACAUCUCCCCAUUUCUUUCCAUAAUGAGGUAGGUUUACCUCUGGAAAGUAUUAACAUCCCAGCUCUUCCAGCAUCUGUCUGCAAGGAGAUGGUGAUGGCUUAACGUAGUGCUGUGUGGCAGCAGGUUUGGAUGGCACCAGUGGUGAUGUGUGCUUUGAAUAAUGGCAUCUUAUUCCUUUCUGGAGAAUUUUCACUGGACUGAAGCCUGUCUGUAGCAGCACACGUGGUUCCCUGGCGAUUCUUUAUAAAUUAAUUUGCUUUAAAAUGAGUUAGCCAAUCUGUAAUAAAUGUUUGCAGUGCUUCAAUCUGGAGGCCUAUAAACUGCCUGGAUAAACUCAGAUAAAUGGCUGUGAUGAAGUGAGCUUUUACCAUAUCUGUCGUUCAAGGUGCAAUAGUUAAUGAAGACGUGCUGCCCAGGACCGUGCUGGUGAAUGUGUGGUUGGUGACAGCAGGGUGGGAUGUGCAGCCUGUGGUCGCUGCCCCUGUGCUGGAGGAAGGCAGUUGCAAAGCAGCUGUGCCCUUCUGCAUGCAGCAGAGGUUUGGAGGUAUUCGCUGCACUGUGAGGGAAUAACAACGUUAUUCUUUAUUUUUUCUCACUUUCUGAUUUUAAUUAAACGUUUGGUGGUGGCUCCUCAUUUUUUCCAGGUAGGCCACGUAUUCCCCUGCUAACAGCUGAAUAAAGACGCUCAGAUGUGGAAGACCUGUGCUGUUACAGCACCAGUGAUGUCUCUCAUACUGUUUUUAAUAAGCUAGUCACCAGGUGUUCCUGGCUGCCCCCAUAGAGCUCCCUGGUCCAAGAGAAGACCCUUGUGCCCUCCCUUUGGUGGAAAACUAGGGCAGGUCUGCUCUUUCACACGGUUGGGUUUGAUGUUCUGAGCUACACCCCGUGCCAGUCCCGUGUGUUGGUGGAAUCCCAUGGCCUCUUUGGAAGCUCUGGGUGCUGCCUGAGAAGCACUGUGCUGUUCCCAGGAGUUACACUUGCUGACUAUUCUGGAGAAGAUGGUGCCAAGUCCCAAGUGAGGAGAUCCCAAAUAUUCAGUGGGGCAGUCGCAGCCUCUGCAGAUGAGCAGGGUUUCAGCAAUCUCCUCUUUUUAGCAGAGUUGUGCUCCAGUGUGCUUCCCUUGUUGCCAGGUAUGUGGCUGGAAAGCAGGAGGAUUUCAGGCAGACGGAACGAAAAAGGAGGUAGAAAUGUGGCAGAUCAUUUCAGCAUCUGCCAGAAACAAUAAGCUAUUAUUCGUCUGUUGGAGGUAGUGAGAAGAGACCUUACCAGGAGGUGAAGUUCACUUUCAGUUGGCAGCAUAACUCGCUGUGAAGCUCAGCAGAAAGUCUGGAUGAAUUCGAAAGCCUGGGGCAAAUGAAAGCAGCGUUUCUUACCUUGCUGCAGCUCAGCAGCUCUCAUUUUCUCAGAUCGAGUUCAGCUUCAGAGCAGCCGACAAGGCUGGAAAGCAUCCUUCUCUCCUGUCCUAUGGGCUGCCUUCUUGAUCCCGAGCAGCUGGCAGCUAAAAGUCACCGUGAAGAGUGCUGUCAGGGAGACAGGAUUUCAGUGAUGGGCAGAGACAAUCCUCCUUUCCCACCCAAACUACUUGCAGCAUCAUUUUGGGUCCAUCACCACACAGACUUCCUCAGCUUUUCCAGAUUAUUAUAAAUAUGGCAAAAGCCAGCGCCUCUCUGCUUCCGUAUCUCCUUGUCAUGGAUUUCUGCUGCAGCACAGAAACUUCUUAGAACAAAAUGGCAGAUUGCAGAACGAAUUGCAGCGGGAACUUUUGGAGGCGCAGAGCAGAAACUGCUUCAAAGCAAAUCCAUGGAGGAUUUGUCCAGAGAUGUUCUCAGUGCAGCUCAAUCCAAGCAGUUCUUCACCAGCUGAUGGUCCUGUUCUGUUUCUUAGGCUCUCUCCCCAGGCGUCCAUUCUUGGUGGGAAUAGGAACGAGGUAUUUGAAUGGGCCCAGAGCCUGCAGGCAGUGCUGAGGCUUACGCUGUUGAAACCAGGUGCUGUCAGUCUACUUGAAGAGUACACGGGUAGCACAGCAAGUUGGUAGGUUUUCAGAGGCUGUUGCACUGUCCUCUGCAUUCCUUAUGCUCCAGAAUUUUUCCCAGGGUCUCUCCAUACCGUAGGAACAUCACCUCAGUGGUUCACUGCAGACUCGUGCAAAGGGUGUGAAUCAACUUCCUUUGUUCAUUUGGGUGGCUCGACCUUCCUGCUGUAUUGCUGUAAGGUCUGCUGUCUGUCUGGAGAUGUGGGCAGGGGACGGCUUCCAGAAGGAAGCACCGUUGCUAUCUGGAACAGCAGAAAACACAUUGAUCUGGAGAGGAUUCUCACCGGCUUCAAAUCCUCACGGCCUCCCUUUCAAAUGUCUCUGCUUCUGUUUUGCUUUGUUCUUCUUCCUGUCAUCCACCUUAAAGCACACGUUAUGUUCUGCAUUGCUGUGGGAUUGGCUCAUUCUGGAGGCUUUGUCUCCCGUGUAGCUGGAGAAAACGAAUGGAAUAAUCAGUCCUUAGUGAUGAAAUUUGCUGAGAUGCUGAAGAUGACAACUUCUGUGCUUAUCUGUUGCUGAAGCAGAAAAUGUCGCUAUGUUUUUUAGAUAAAGCAAAGAGAUAAUGACCUGCAGAAUACAAUUCCCCAAGCCCUGCUUAAAUGAGAUUCAGAAGUCGGGUACGUUCUCUAUCCAAAUAUUUCCUAUUCAGUUCUGAGUGAACCAUCUGUGAGUGAGCCUUGGUGAUCCUUUCAGAGGGAAGGGUAUGAAGAACCGACCAGCCAUCGCCACUGAGAUUAUUUCAUCUUCCUUCUUUAAUGGUGUAGAUGAACCGUGCUCACAGUAAGCCCAAACAAGCAGCAAUACUGAAUUUUCUGCUUCAGAGCUCAAAACAGUGCCAAAUUUAGGAUUAGAAUGAUCCUGAGGAGGGGAUGGGCUGUUGCCAUGUCUUCUGACUACAUUGCCUUCCUUCCCCAUAGUGUGGAGUUCAGCCUGUUUUGGGGACGUGGUGCUCCAUCGGUUCAUGCUCUGCAUCGCCGCUUGCAGAAUCCAGCUCCCUUUCCUUCUUCAGCUUUUAUCCUUUUGUGGAGACAUAGUGCAUUAUUAGCUGAUAUGAAUGUAAAUGCUUUCUUGCCUCACCUUUCUUGGCCUCUCUGCCUGGCGGUGCUGCUGGCUUCAGAGCUGGGCUGUGGCUUUGGCCGUCUGCUGGCAGCAGCGAGCAUCACACCUCCCUGUGAAUGCCAUGCACAGCCACGCUGCUCUUUCUUCCUGACUGCAUUGCAUACUCGGGUCUACUUCACUACGUUCUCCCUCUUACGGCUGCUUUUAACAUCGUGGGCUUUUCCACUUCCCUUUCUGCCACCCUCCAGAAUUUCCCCCAGCUCUGGCUUAGUCUUUUCUCGCUGUUCCCUGUCUGAGUAUUCACCCACACAAUUAUGGGGCUGCAUUAUAGCUGUAGUUAAGUUAUGACAUCGUUUAUGUCUGCCCUCUGACAAAAUUCCUGUGUCUUGUCACGCUCUGUCUUGUUCAAGACUCAGUCUACAGAGAUAGAAAGAAGUUAUUUCUGCCUCUGUUUCAAGAGAAAAGGUAUUUGGGAAGAUAGGUUAGCUAAUGCUAAGAGAUCGGGAGAAAGGAGAGGCCGCAUCAUUUGAGUCUGGUGAAACACAGCAGAAGGCAGAGAACGGGUUGUUACGCCCCACAGAACGGCUGUGAGAAGCCUCCUGAACUGGUGCUCCAAGUAAUUUCUGGUAUCCCACUGUGUCCUUUAUCAAAAGCGAGUCUGUUUGCCACGCCGUGGUGGGGGUGCGGAUGGUAGAGAGAGUUCUGAAAGACUGGCUUUGCCGAGCUGCUGUGUCUUGCUGCUGCUUUUUGGCUUCAGAUUUUGUAACCUCACAAGAGCUGUGAUUGAUUUGCUGGUGUCCUGGGCAUUGCUAGCAAUCCUGCCAGGCCUUGGUUUACUCCAGCAGUGUUCAGAAGAGUAGGCAAUUCAUGCACCGUUCGAUUGGUUUUCAUUAACUUGCAAAUCUCUCUCUCGUUUCCAGUCGUCAUCAUCUAAAUGGAUUCUAGUGAAAUUUCGGGGUCUCUGGACCCCCUGUCUCUGCCUGACAAACCGCUUAUUGGUGAUCUUCCUGCUGACAUGGAGUUUGGGGAGGAUCUCUUGGGCUCCCAGACUGCUUCUACCCAGGAAGCUGCAGUUCUUCGGCCCCCAGACUGGGAUCAGUCCAAGCAAAUGACUGCAGAUGGGGACUUAGGCCUUCAGGAGAAAGGAGACAGCCUGUCUGAACAAAACAAAUCAAGUGACCUCAGUCUAGAUAAACCCGGUGCUGUGUUGGACGUCCUGGAGAAACCUGAUGUGUUAGAUGACUUGGAUGGAACUGCUGGCUCGGUGGAAAAUAAAUCAGAGGAUCUGGAUGAGCUGUGUAAGGCACAGCCUUCCCAGGAUGGGGAGGGUGGGAUGGGGGACUCCUCUGCCGUCUCUAAAGAGGCCCUUGUUCCAGAAACACAGAAAGAAGGGGAAGAUGCACCAAAAACUAAUUCUGGGGACCUAAAGGAAGAUGGUGCUGCUGCUAUUCCUGCACUGUCUGAUGAAAACGGCCCUGAAUCACCGCCACAGCCUGCUCCUGACUCUGGAGACCUCAGCAGUGCCCCAGCCAUAGAAGAAACCACAGCACAACCCUCGAGUCCGCCGGUAGCCCCUCCACAACUCAGCCUUAAACAGCCAAAAAAGACGAGGUUGAAGGCACCGAGGAAAAGCUCACCUGUGCAGAGGGAAGGACUGCCGGGGGACGCAGAGGGGGAGCUGCGCCCAGACAGCAGUAUGGCAGCUCUGCCCUCUGAGCCUGCGCAGGAAAAGAAAGCAGAGGAAUGGAAUGAUGAUGGGAACAACUCACUGAGAGAAAGCACUGGACCGAGGGCAGAGGAAGCUGCGUUACCAGCAGAAGGCUUGUCUCGGAAGGGAAGUGUGCCCCAAACUGAGAAGGAGAAAAGAAGUGAACGAGCCAGAAGAUCAGAAAGUGCCAGGCCUGAAACUGUGAACUCUGCUGAGAGCAUUCCGGUCUCUGACGAAGAUUCUGAUGCAAUGGUGGAUGAUCCCAACGAUGAGGAUUUUGUUCCUUUCCGUACGCGCCGCUCGACUCGCAUGUCGUUACGCACUCAGGUCGCUCAGAGAGCUGCCCGUUCUGUCGCUAAGAUGACGUGUGCCAACUGCCGGACCCCGCUGCAGAAGGGCCAGACUGCCUACCAACGGAAAGGACUCCCUCAGCUCUUUUGCUCCAGCUCCUGUCUCACCACCUUCUCGAGAAGACCGCAUGGCAAGAAGAUAUGCACCUUCUGUAAAAAGGAGAUCUGGAAUACCAGGGAUUCUGUGGUUGCCCAGAUUGGUUCAGGUGGCUCUUUCCAUGAGUUCUGCACCUCCGUCUGCCUGUCCCUCUAUGAGGCCCAGCAACAGAGACCAGCACCUCAGUUUGCAGACCCCACAGACACCAUCCGUUGCAGUGUCUGCCAUAAACCUGGUGAGGUGCAGCAUGAGGUCAGCAAUGGGAAUGUAGUUCACCGCAUUUGCAGCGACGCCUGCUUCACCAAGUUCCGAGCCACCAAGGGGCUGAAAACCAACUGUUGUGACUACUGUGGACUUUAUAUAUACAAUAAGGGCAUGCCCGUGGAGUACCUCUUCCAUGAAGGCCAGCAAAAGCGCUUCUGCAACUCUAGCUGUCUCAACAGUUACAAGAAGAAGAACACCCGAGUCUACCCUUGCAUGUGGUGCAAGACGCUGUGCAAAAACUUUGACAUGCUGCCCAAUGUGGAUCGCAGUGGCAAGAUGGGACUGUUCUGCUCCAUUUGCUGCACUACCUCCCACAAAGUGAAGCAGUCGGGCUUGGUUGGUCCCCCUAGACCCUGCAGCUUCUGCAGAAAGAGUUUAUCUGAACCCUGCUAUUACAACAAGACAGACCGGGUUGUCUACCAAUUCUGCAGCCCCAGCUGCUGGACCAAAUUCCAGCACACCAGCCCGGAAGGUGGGAUCCACCUGAACUGCCAUUACUGCCACAAUCUUUUCACCGGGAAGCCAGAGAUCCUAGACUGGCAGGACAAGAUGUAUCAGUUCUGCUGCAAGGAUUGCUGUGAGGACUUCAAACGGCUACGUGGGGUAGUGUCUCAGUGUGAGCACUGCAAGCAGGAGAAGCUGCUGCAUGAGAAGAUCCGCUUCUCAGGGGUGGAGAAGAACUUCUGCAGCGAAGGUCAAUCUUCAGAAACAAAACCACCCGCUUCUUCCCAUCAGAAGGCAGAGACUAACACGUUGUCAUCAAAGACCUCCUCAGCCCACAUGUCUCCAGCUGCGCCGCCUCCCCCACCCCCUCCAGUUCCAGCCACCCCUCGGAAGAACAAAGCUGCCAUGUGCAAACCACUGAUGCAGAACCGGGGUGUUUCCUGCAAAGUAGAAAUGAAGUCCAAAGGAUGUCAGACAGAGGCUGACUGGAAGCCCCAGGUGAUUGUGUUGCCAAUCCCAGUCCCGAUCUUCGUGCCUGUGCCUAUGCAUAUGUACUGCCAGAAAGUACCUGUGCCUUUCUCCAUGCCUGUCCCGGUGCCUGUGCCAAUGUUUCUACCCACCACACUGGAGAGCGCGGAUAAGAUUGUGGAGACGAUUGAGGAGCUGAAGGUGAAGAUCCCCUCCAAUCCUCUAGAGGCUGACAUCCUGGCCAUGGCAGAGAUGAUUGCAGAGGCUGAGGAACUGGACAAAGCCUCCUCGGACCUGUGCGACUUGGUGAGUAACCAGAGCGCAGAGGGUCUCCUGGAGGACUGUGAUCUGUUUGGACCAGCAAGGGACGAUGUGUUGGCUAUGGCUGUCAAGAUGGCAAACGUCCUCGAUGAGCCAGGCCAGGACCUGGAGGCUGACUUCCCUAAGAACCCUCUAUACAUCAACCCCAGUGUGGAUUUCCUCUUUGACUGUGGGCUGGUGGGCCCCGAAGAUGUGUCCACAGAGCAAGAGCUGCCUCGUGCUGUCCGAAAGGGGCAGAAGCGUCUGGUGCUCUCUGAAAGCUGUUCCCGGGACUCAAUGAGCAGUCAGCCCAGCUGCACAGCACUGAACUACUCCUAUGGUGUGAAUGCCUGGAAGUCCUGGGUGCAAGCCAAGUAUGCAGGGGGAGAGACCAGCAAGGGAGAGGAGCUGCGCUUUGGCCCCAAGCCCAUUAGGAUCAAAGAAGACAUCCUGGCCUGCACAGCAGCUGAACUCAACUAUGGCCUGGCUCAGUUUGUCAAGGAAAUAACGCGGCCCAAUGGAGAGCGCUACGAACCAGACAGCAUCUAUUACCUUUGCCUUGGCAUCCAGCAGUACCUGCUUGAGAACAAUCGUAUGGUGAAUAUAUUUACAGACCUUUACUACCUGACCUUCGUGCAGGAGCUGAACAAGUCCCUGAGUGGCUGGCAACCCACAGUCUUACCAAACAACACAGUCUUCUCACGUGUCGAGGAGGAGCACCUCUGGGAGUGCAAGCAGCUGGGCGUUUACUCACCCUUUGUGCUCCUUAACACCCUUAUGUUCUUCAACACUAAGUUCUUUGGGCUGCAGACAGCGGAGGAGCACAUGCAGCUCUCCUUCACCAACGUAGUACGGCAGUCUCGCAAGUGCACCACAGCCCGUGGCGUCACGAAGAUGGUGAGCAUCCGCUACUGUGCUCCUGCCAAGCAGAAGAAAGGCCGAGAUGGUAGCACUGGAAAGAGGAAGCGUGAGGAGGAGAUGCCAAUGUUGGAGCAGCGGGAGAACAAGAUGAACCCGCUUCGAUGCCCCGUCAAGUUCUACGAGUUUUACCUCUCUAAAUGUCCUGAGAGUAUGCGGAACCGCAACGACAUCUUCUACCUGCAGCCUGAGAGGUCGUGCAUCGCCGAGUCCCCGCUUUGGUAUUCAGUCAUCCCCAUGGACAGGAGCAUGCUGGAAAGCAUGCUGAACCGCAUCCUGGUGGUGAGGGAGAUCUACGAGGAGCACAGCCGGCUCAGCAGCGUGGAGGAUGAUAUGGACUAAGCACAAGGUGCUGCUGGGCUCUUUCUGCUCCAGCCUUGGACACCUCAUCUCCGUGACUCCUGUUUUGGGGGCCGUGCAGCACAGCGUGGGGCCGGGACUGCAGCAAUGCUGUCCCCACAUUGUUACUGGACUCAAGACAUCUCAUCCUGCUCGUAACAGGCCUUUCUUACCUACGUGGCGCCUGCGCUCAGCCCUGUCCCGUGCCAGGUGGGCCAUCUUCCCUGGGGCCAGCCCCUGCAGCACAGAGGUGGCAAAGCCACCAGGGUGGUGGCCCCUUUUCCUCCCCAUCCUCCCUCUCCCCAGGGCUGCAGCCCCUACCCCCCGACUCUUACACUAACCCCUUCUCCCUCUGCCCUGAGGCAGGAACCGCACAAUAUGGCAGAGCGCUGCCUGGGACCAGCAGGCUCUGAGGCUUUUAAAUUCCCCCUUCCCUUGGCAUCAGCUCACAGAAGCUGCAGGUGGCACAGCAGGAACGGUAGCUCUGCUGCAGUGGGACAAUGUUUUCAGGGCAGCAGGGAAGGACCACCGGCAGAAUGUGAACUGUUGGAUAGGGGAAGAGUUGUUUCCAGGGUUGGGGGUUGGCCAGGGCUGGCUGUUGGGAGCAGAUGAAGUUGGUGCUGGAACGUGGGGUCAGAGGCCCAGCUGGGCCGUCUCCCUCAAUUUUGUCAAUGUUUUCUGAGUCGGCAGAAAACUGACUGACACGGGUCUGUGCCAGUGCUGCCCUUCCCUCCCCACUGUCCCCAUUCCUGGUGUAGCCCCCUCCACAAGGCAAGGUGCCACCAGCACUGCAAGCUGGCUGGGGUGCUGGUGGCAGUGGUGGGUCCCUCUGCUCCUGCUCCAGGCUCAGGCAGCCACUAGCAGAAGUGAGGAGAUCUGCUUGGCCUCUCCUCCCUCCCAAAGUUGCAGGGCCCCAGUGCCUGCCCAGAGCGGGCUGGGCUCCUGCUGUGCUGUUCCCUGCUGCCUCCUACCCCUCCUCGUGUUCUGGUUGGUUUUCCUGAGCUGUACAUGGGUCUCAGCACUGUUUGUUGAGCCUGUAUAUAUUGUUCUGGGCCUUGGCCUGGGGCCCUCUGUUCUCUGUGUCCAUGUGGAGAGUGAGCCACUCACAAGUCUUGUUGUAGUGAUAACAGGGCGUUAGGACUAACCCUGUGUCUCUGGAAACCAUUCAUUUCAAAUAAAGUUGCAGAAAGUUG
This is a messenger RNA of Meleagris gallopavo (turkey), 9420 nucleotides long. It is a transcript of the gene ZMYM3, whose product is annotated as zinc finger MYM-type containing 3. Lineage: Eukaryota; Metazoa; Chordata; Aves; Galliformes; Phasianidae. Gene Ontology annotation, molecular function: zinc ion binding. The record is from RefSeq and is a predicted model, not a curated record.